Molecule: messenger RNA, 2153 nt
Organism: Pelobates cultripes (western spadefoot toad)
Lineage: Eukaryota; Metazoa; Chordata; Amphibia; Anura; Pelobatidae
Source: the annotation of a GenBank genome assembly
AUGAUCAUACAGGAACUGAAAUUAUUACACACAUUUAUAGUAACAGGAAGAAUGAUCAUACAGGAACUGAAACUAUCGCAAACACUGAUAGUAACAGGAAGAAUGAUCAUACAGGAUCUGAAACUAUCGCAAACAUUGCUAGUAAUAAGAAGAAUGAUCAUACAGUUCCUGAAACUAUUGCAAACAACGAUAGUAACAGGAAGAAUGAUCAUACAGGAUCUGAAACUAUCGCAAACAUUGAUAGUAACAGGAAGAAUGAUCAUACAGGAUCUGAAACUAUCACAAACAUUGAUAGUAACAGGAAGAAUGAUCAUACAGGAACUGAAACUAUCGCAAACAUGGAUACUAACAGGAAGAAUGAUCAUACAGGAUCUGAAACUAUUGCAAACAUUGAUAGUAACAGGAAGAAUGAUCAUACAGGAUCUGAAACUAUUGCAAACAUUGAUAGUAACAGGAAGAAUGAUCAUACAGGAACUGAAACUAUCGCAAACACUGAUUGUAACAGGAAGAAUGAUCAUACAGGAUCUGAAACUAUUGCAAACAUUGCUAGUAAUAAGAAGAAUGAUCAUUCAGGAUCUGAAACUAUCGCAAACAUUGCUAGUAAUAAGAAGAAUGAUCAUACAGUUCCUGAAACUAUUGCAAACAACGAUAGUAACAGGAAGAAUGAUCAUACAGGAUCUGAAACUAUCGCAAACAUUGAUAGUAACAGGAAGAAUGAUCAUACAGGAACUGAAACUAUCGCAAACAUGGAUACUAACAGGAGGAAUGAUCAUACAGGAUCUGAAACUAUCGCAAACAUUGAUAGUAACAGGAAGAAUGAUCAUACAGGAACUGAAACUAACGCAAACAUGGAUACUAACAGGAAGAAUGGUCAUACAGGAUCUGAAACUAUUGCAAACAUUGAUAGUAACAGGAAGAAUGAUCAUACAGGAUCUGAAACUAUUGCAAACAUUGAUAGUAACAGGAAGAAUGAUCAUACAGGAUCUGAAACUAUCGCAAACACUGAUUGUAACAGGAAGAAUGAUCAUACAGGAUCUGAAACUAUUGCAAACAUUGCUAGUAAUAAGAAGAAUGAUCAUUCAGGAUCUGAAACUAUCGCAAACAUUGAUAGUAACAGGAGGAAUGAUCAUACAGUUCCUGAAACUAUUGCAAACAACGAUAGUAACAGGAAGAAUGAUCAUACAGGAUCUGAAACUAUCGCAAACAUUGAUAGUAACAGGAAGAAUGAUCAUACAGGAUCUGAAACUAUCGCAAACAUUGAUAGUAACAGGAAGAAUGAUCAUACAGGAACUGAAACUAUCGCAAACAUGGAUACUAACAGGAAGAAUGAUCAUACAGGAUCUGAAACUAUUACACACAUUUAUAGUAAAAGGAAGAAUGAUCAUACAGGAUCUGAAACUAUCGCAAACAUUGAUAGUAGCAGGAAGAAUGAUCAUACAGGAUUUGAAACUAUUGCAAACAUUGAUAGUAACAGAAGAAUGAUCAUACAGGAUCUGAAAUUAUCGCAAACAUUGCUAGUAACAGGAAGAAUGAUCAUACAGUUCCUGAAACUAUUGCAAACAACGAUAGUAACAGGAAGAAUGAUCAUACAGGAACUGAAACUAUUACACACAUUUAUAGUAAAAGGAAGAAUGAUCAUACAGGAUCUGAAACUAUCGCAAACAUUGAUAGUAACAGGAAGAAUGAUCAUACAGGAUCUGAAACUAUUGCAAACAUUGAUAGUAACAGGAAGAAUGAUCAUACAGGAUCUGAAACUAUCGCAAACAACGAUAGUAACAGGAGUAAUGAUCAUACAGUUUCUGAAACUAUCGCAAUCAACGACAGUAACAGGAAGAAUGCUCAUACAGGAACUGAAACUAUCACACACAUUGAUAGUAAAAGGACCAAUGAUCAUAUAGGAUCUGAAACUAUUACAAACAUUGAUAGUAACAGGAGGAAUGAUCAUACAGUUCCUGAAACUAUCGCAAACAUGGAUAGUAACAGGAAGAAUGAUCAGACAGGAUCUGAAACGAUUACAAACAUUGAUAGUAACAGGAGGAAUGAUCAUACAGUUUCUGAAACUAUCGCAAACAACGACAGUAACAGGAAGAAUGCUCAUACAGGAACUGAAACUAUCACACACAUUGAUAGCAAAAGGAACAAUGAUCAUAUAG